Zootermopsis nevadensis is the source of this 2424-nucleotide messenger RNA. It is a transcript of the gene Arp3, whose product is annotated as Actin-related protein 3. The record is from RefSeq and is a predicted model, not a curated record. NCBI's taxonomy places the organism in Eukaryota, Metazoa, Arthropoda, Insecta, Blattodea, Termopsidae.
GUGUUGAGUUGGUAUUACUGUGUAUAUUGACACGCCCGAAUGGUGUUCGCAUUGGUAGUGACAUGUAUGAGUAAAGGUGUGGUGCAUGGUACUAUUAAUUAUUUUGUAAAUUAUAUUUCCUACUGAAAGGAAUUUAUUCAAACAUGGCUGGAAGAUUACCUGCCUGUGUAAUUGAUGUGGGAACUGGAUAUACAAAGCUUGGAUUUGCAGCAAACAAGGAACCUCAGUUUAUCAUCCCAUCUGCAAUUGCCAUCAAAGAGUUUGCAAAAGUUGGAGAUCAAGCAAUACGUAGAUUGACUAAAGGUGUUGAAGACCUGGAUUUUUUCAUAGGAGAUGAGGCAUUUGAUGCUACGGGUUAUGCUGUAAAAUACCCUGUGCGACAUGGUUUGGUUGAAGAUUGGGACCUUAUGGAGAGGUUUCUUGAGCAGUGCAUAUUUAAGUAUCUUCGUGCAGAGCCAGAGGAUCACUAUUUCUUGCUUACAGAGCCACCUCUCAACACGCCAGAGAACCGUGAAUACACUGCAGAGAUAAUGUUUGAAUCAUUCAACGUUCCUGGCUUGUAUAUUGCUGUCCAGGCUGUCCUGGCAUUGGCUGCGUCCUGGGCAUCACGAUCAGUCGGCGAACGCACUCUUACUGGAAUAGUAGUUGACAGUGGAGAUGGAGUUACUCAUGUUAUUCCUGUUGCAGAUGGUUAUGUGAUUGGCAGUUGCAUCAAACAUAUUCCGAUAGCAGGCCGUAACAUAACUUACUUCAUCCAGUCACUUCUAAGAGAACGAGAAAUUGGUAUUCCUCCAGAGCAGUCCCUGGAAACAGCGAAAGCUAUAAAGGAAAGGUUUUGUUACAUAUGUCCAGAUAUUGCAAAAGAAUUUGCAAAGUAUGAUUCUGAUUCUUCAAAGUGGAUGAAGAAAUUUGAUGGUGUUAACUCUGUCACGAAGACACCAUUUGUAGUGGAUGUUGGUUAUGAACGAUUUUUGGGACCAGAAAUUUUUUUUCAUCCUGAGUUCUCAAAUCCAGAUUUCACUACUCCAAUAUCAGAGAUUGUGGAUACAGUGAUACAGAAUUGUCCAAUUGACGUUAGGAGGCCGCUGUACAACAACAUUGUACUGUCAGGUGGAUCUACAAUGUUCAGGGAUUUUGGACGGCGCCUCCAGAGAGAUAUCAAAAGAACAGUAGAUGCACGUCUGCGGCUUAGUGAGACUUUGAGUGGUGGUAGAAUCAAGCCAAAACCUAUUGAGGUCCAGGUCAUCUCUCAUCACAUGCAGCGAUAUGCUGUGUGGUUUGGAGGCAGCAUGCUUGCAUCCACGCCUGAAUUUUACCAGGUGUGUCACACAAAAGCGGCUUAUGAAGAGUAUGGUCCCAGUAUAUGUCGGCACAAUCCAGUAUUUGGAACCAUGACAUAAAUGUGAGCUGAAUAUCAAAAACAAGACAAAUUGCUGAUGACAGUUUAUUGCAGUUAAAUUAUUUGUUAUUGAAAUAAAAAGUAAAACAAAUGGUACAACUACCAUUUUAAAGCAGUAUGAUAGCUGUUAUCAGUAAUGAUGUAAUGAUAAGUCAUCUCUUAUAUGGUAUGGUGGGUUGCAUUAAAAGUGUUGCAACAUUCUUAACAAUGAGUAAUAAAAGGACAAAUAAGAUUAAAUUACAAUUGAGAGGUAAUCUUUGCAAAUUAAAAUGUAUGAUGAUAAAAUGGAGGUUAUACAAUGGAGUGAAAACCACUUUAAAUUAGAUGCAUUUACUGGUGUUUGCUGUAAGUGGCAAAAGGUGCUGUUAUUCCUGACAAUUAUGAGUACCUUAUUUAUGGUUAUAUACUUCACACUAAGCUGGAGAACCAUUCCUUGUUGGUAUCCAGGGAGAUCACUAUAAUAUACAUUGAUGAAUAUUUAAUUAAAAUAGUAGUCAGUAUAUUGUGGUGCUAUCAGUCCUCGCACUAGCUACAUUAUGUUAGGGAUGUGCAAGUUUUCUUCCAUAUGUUACAAAAGUUUUUUUAAAAUAUGCCUAUCUUUUAUGCAGUUGUACUCUGUCCUUUACACAAAAUUUGUCAGAACAUGUGAAUAAACUGGACUUCUACAGGGAAGAAAAUAUGAGGAUAUGUUCACAAGACUGCAUUAAAAAUGUACAUAAUGCUUCAGGUAACAAUCAUUUUAUAAAUUCUCUAUCAUGAUGGAAUGGGAACUCCAUAAUAGUGAGAUACCUAAUAAAUGUGUAUCUUCAAGUAUUCUUAAUUGUACUGAAAUGCAAAGUAACAAGUUUUUAACAGAAUAAAACAUUUAAGGAAAAAUGUAUUUCUUUAAAUAUGUAAAUUUUCUUCAUAUGUGAGGAAAAUGUAUGGUCUUUACCACAUAGUGAAGGGUUUUUUAACCUAUCUUAAGACAGUAUUAUGAUUUUCUCCUGAAUUCUGGUAAUAAGACAUAAAAUGCAUACUUUGUU